This is a messenger RNA of Silurus meridionalis, 1266 nucleotides long. RefSeq names its product prostaglandin E synthase 2-like (gene ptgesl). The coding region runs from base 37 to 1155 and encodes 372 amino acids. The record is from RefSeq and is a predicted model, not a curated record. Lineage: Eukaryota; Metazoa; Chordata; Actinopteri; Siluriformes; Siluridae. Gene Ontology annotation, cellular component: mitochondrion. Gene Ontology annotation, molecular function: prostaglandin-E synthase activity. The transcript is spliced from 7 exons.
GCGCGCGCGCCACUCGCGGUGUGACGUCAGGCCAAGAUGUCGGCGUCCUGCGUGAUGGGCUUGUGGAAGGUCGGUCGGCUGCUUCCCCCCGGCAGGAGUCUCCUGGCGGCGUAUCCAACGCUGGUUUCCGCGCGGCUCUCCGUGCGAGCCCACAGCGGCUUCUCACGCGGAUUCGCGGGCGCUGUGAGGCGGCCAGGAAGCAGCGGAGCGGCGCUCAGGUGUGCGUUCUUGCUCGGAGGUGGACUCGGGCUGUACCACACUGUGAAAUACACGCUGCAGAGGCAACACGCAGAGCAGCCCGAACAGUCAGGAUCAGGAACGGCGUGUGACGUGAAGCUGAAGCUGUAUCAGUAUAAGACGUGUCCGUUCUGCAGUAAAGUGCGAGUGUUCCUGGAUUAUCACGCCAUCCCGUACGAGGUCGUGGAGGUGAACCCGGUCAUGCGGCAGGAAAUCAAAUGGUCCACCUACAGGAAGGUUCCCAUCCUCAUGGUGAACGAUAGCGUGCAGCUUAAAGACUCGUCAGUGAUCAUUAGCGCUCUGAUGACCUUCCUGAUCAGCAGGGAGAAGAACAUUCCGGAGAUCGUGUCCUGCUACCCGGAAAUGAAGGCGACGAACGACAGGGGGAAAGAAGUGAUAGAGUUCGGGAAUAAAUACUGGGUGAUGGUGGAUGAGAACAAACAUAGACAUGUUUAUCCUGAGAAAACAUCCAGACAAGAGGAAAUAAAAUGGCGGAAAUGGGUAGACGAAUGGUUGGUGCACCUUAUCUCCCCGAACGUGUACCGGACACCGGCCGAGGCUCUGGCUUCCUUUGACUACAUCGUCCGCGAGGGAAACUUCGGCACGUUUGAAGGCGUCUUUGCCAAAUACCUGGGAGCAGCGGCCAUGUGGCUCAUCUCUAAACGCCUUAAACGCAGACACAACCUGCAGGAUGAUGUGAGGCAGGACCUGUACAAGGCGGUGAACGAGUGGGUGGCGGCCAUCGGGAAAAAAAAGAAAUUCAUGGGAGGAGAAAACCCCAACCUUGCUGAUCUGGCGGUGUUUGGCGUUCUGAAGGUGAUGGAGGACCUCGAGGCUUUUGCUGAUAUGAUGGAGAACACGAAGGUCAAGAAGUGGUACGGACGCAUGGAGAACGCCGUGCACCAUUGUCCUGAAUAACACACACACACACACACACACACACAAGUUCUGAACUAAACGGUUGUGAUGCAGACAUACAGAAUGUAAAAUAAUGUACAGAAUCUUCGGAAUAAAAUUCAGAUGAAUUUA